AAAUACCCCAUGAAUGGGAGCUUGUACAAUGUAAUGGUGAGGAGAGUCCUAAUGAGAAUUGAGAGGGCUUGGACAUUAGCCUAAAAAGUCCCGUGGUUUUCUCCCUUUCGGGUUUCCACGUAAAAACUGAGUUGUUCAUACACAUUUAUACAUAUAUAUUUACUAUAUCGUUUUGGAUUAAACUCAACACUGGCGCCGUCUGUGGGAAUCUGUCCAAAAAGAUUCAUAUGUUCUACCCAAAUUUCAUACGCAAAACAACUGAUUUUCGACUCGGAAGAGGAGGAAAAAUGGAUCUGAAGCCGACAGAUGCAAAAUAUAUUUCCAGAACACUUUUCUAUGGGAAUUAAAGCAAAGGCUUUUAAGUGAUGUCAAAUCACAACUAAUCCACUGUAACGUGUGGUGGUGUGCAAGGUGUAGAGGGCCACAUCACGUGUGGGCCAACAGCCAUACCAUCAAAGAACUUACGGAGUAUUCCAUACAUGUUAAUACGACGUGCGGGAAAAGGGAAGAGAUUGCAUGGAUAGGGCACCCAUCCGACCUGCUGUUGGCACAAAAGGAGAAGUCCUGCGGGCAUCCAAAACGCCAACUAAGGACCCGUUCGUCCUGGAGUGUACUGCUGAAGCUCGUUCGGGCAGGCCGAGUGGGAGUGAUGCUAGGUCCCGAUCUAAGUCUGUCAGCCGUUAAAUGGAUUGCAACUCCGGCCGAGUGGGAGUUGCUGAAGCUCGUUCGGCUCACUGUCCGCGGCACGCUCUGGAUACUCCGGAAUAAGGGCCGCUCGUCCGACUUUCCCAAAUACUCAGGCUGUUGCAGACCACUCAGGAAAUUCCGAUCACACCAAAACGAAGAUCACCGGCCGGACUGAGUUCCAUUCCAUCAAUUACAGCCUCUCUUGUUGGUGAUGAGAUCACCACUCUGCUCUUGGACCAGCCUCGGCUCAUACACACGUCAGGGUUGGCUGGACGCAGGCUCUCACCGCCGCUCGGCCUCCAGGGCAGUUCCAGGUGCGCAAUUUCAAGGAGGCUGGGCAAUGGGGGGACCACCUCGACUCCUCCUGGACACGGCUCUAACUGGCCGGAUUGCCGUCCGGGUUUGUGAGAAGAUGAACGGAAUAAGCCUCGGCGCAAACGACAGGCCACCGCAGAGGCAUCUCAAUUGCACGAAGCACGAUCCUUUUGCUGCCGCGGGGAAAGGAAAGGCACAGCUGAUUAAUUUACUCGCAGCUCGUCCGAAGCCAAACCCACACCAAAAUGUCCCAGAGUGAGACCAAGCCGUUGGUAGUUUAUAUGAUCCUAAGCAGACCACUUGGCAAGAUUGAGCCAAAUAACGGAAGCCCAAUUUCCUUAGGGAAAUUUUGACUAAGUCAAAAUCGGGAAAGAGAGCUCAAUCUCAUUUCACCUAAAUACUAGCUGGCCGAACGUCUCCAUCAUUCUAAAAGUUCCAGCUAGACAGAGGAAGAGCGCAAGCAAGAGUAUACUUUCUCGAGCAGAUUCGCACGCUCACUACUCAAGAAACUGGGGGACUUGUGUUGGGAUAUAUUAUCCCGACCUAUUACUGUUCAGGAGCCCAAGACAUUAUCCAGUACGGAGCCCGAGCAGCUAGGCCCAUUUCAGCCCAUUAGGCCCAAUAUUGGCCCGUUUGGCCCAUUAGGGUGGAGAGCACCCUUCCCCCUUUGUCUAUAAAUAGGGAGCUUAGCCUCCAUGUAAAGGAUCCCUUUUUAGCUCUCCUUCCUCCUUUCUUUUAGACUUAGCUCAAAUACCCCAUGAAUGGGAGCUUGUACAAUGUAAUGGUGAGGAGAGUCCUAAUGAGAAUUGAGAGGGCUUGGACAUUAGCCUAAAAAGUCCCG
This is a messenger RNA of Cuscuta epithymum, 1843 nucleotides long. The record is from the annotation of a GenBank genome assembly. Lineage: Eukaryota; Viridiplantae; Streptophyta; Magnoliopsida; Solanales; Convolvulaceae.